GGCUAAUACAAAAACAAACAUGACUGGGUUCAGGCACCUCAGGAGAAUUUCUGGUGCUAUUUCGAAGUUAAUUGCACCAGAAAAAAUACGAGUAACACACUUAAGAUUUUCCUCCCAAAUACUGCAAGGCAAAACAGUCAGAAUAGGAUGUGCCUGCGGUUUUUGGGGAGAUACAGCUGUGGCUGCCCCUCAAUUGAUCUAUGGUACAAAGAUAGACUAUCUGGUGUUUGAUUACCUGUCAGAGAUCACAAUGUCUCUGUUAAUUUCAGCUAAACAUAAGUAUCCUAAUUUAGGGUAUGCACCUGAUUUUGUACAGAUUUGUAUGGCACCAUUUAUCAAAGAUAUCAAGUCAAAAGGUAUAAAAGUUAUAAGUAACGCUGGAGGGGUUAAUCCACAGUCCUGUGCUGAUGCUUUAAGACAGAUAUGUGCUUCAGUCGGUGUUGAAAUGAAUAUUGCUGUUGUAACUGGUGAUGACUUAAUGCCUAAGACCAAAGAAUUGAUAGACAGUUCAAUAACUGAUAUGGAUUCAGGUGAACCAUUUCCAAAGACUAUACACAGUAUGAAUGCCUAUUUAGGAGCUGGACCAAUAGCUAGAGCUUUGGAUCUUGGUGCGGAUAUUGUUAUAACUGGCAGAUGUGUGGACAGUGCUUUAGUUCUUGGACCCCUGCUGCACAAUUUCCAAUGGAAUAUGACUGAUUUUGACCACUUAGCUGCUGGCAGCUUGGCUGGACAUCUGAUAGAGUGUGGUGCACAAGUAACUGGUGGAAUAUUCACAGACUGGAAAACAGUCCCUGAUUGGGAACAUAUAGGUUUUCCUGUGGUAGAGUGCAGUGCUAACGGUGAUUUUAUUGUAACUAAACCACGAGGAACUGGAGGAUUAAUCAAUGAAGCUACAGUUAGUGAACAGUUGGUAUAUGAGAUCGGUGAUCCAGCACAUUAUUUUCUUCCUGAUGUUGUCUGUGAUUUUACCCAAGUACAAUUAGAUGAAAUUAAUUCAGGAACUGAUGAAGCUGCAGUGUUUGUUACAGGAGCCAAAGGAAAACCACCAACUAGUCAGUAUAAGGCAAGUGCAACUUAUGCAGAUGGUUAUAGAUCAACAGCUGUGGCAAUCAUGGGAGGUCCUAAUACCAAACAAAAAGGAGAGAAAACAGCAGAUCAAAUUAUUAAAAGAUGUAGAAGAAUAUUCAAGCAGUUAAGUUUAGAAGAUUUCAGUAGAGUACAUAUUGAAGUUUUGGGUGCAGAGCAUAACUAUGGACCAAUGACCAAUCUACCACAGGGCAGCAGGGAAUCAGUAUUGUGGUUAGCUGUCCAUCAUCAUCAGAAAAAAGCUUUAGAAUUCUUUUCUAAAGAAAUAGCUCCAGCUGGUACUGGCAUGGCUCCAGGACUUACAGGCCUGGUUGGAGGCAGACCUAGAGUAUCACCAAUAUUGAGACUGUUUUCCUUCCUUUAUCCCAAAAAAGAUAUUGAGAUAGAUAUCAGCCUAAAUGGCAACCAUGUUGAAAAAUUUGAACCUCAGGAUAUUCCAGUAGCUGACUAUCCAAAGGCAAAGGAACAGAACAUACUGGAUGAAGUAGUAGUACAGACAGGGAAUAAGUCAUACAGAUUAGAGGACCUGGCUUACACAAGGAGUGGAGAUAAAGGAAAUAUGUGUAAUAUAGGUGUGAUAGCCAGACAUCCAGCCAUAUUACCUUACCUAAAGCAGCAGUUAACAUCAGAAGCUGUCCAGAAAUACUUUUCACAUUUAUUUGACGAUCCAGUUACGGCUUCUGUACAGAGAUACUAUGUUCCUGGUAUACAUGGAAUGAACUUUGUCCUGCCUGAUGUAUUAGGAGGAGGUGGUGUGGCAUCUCUACGGAGUGACCCUCAGGGCAAGGCAUAUGGACAGAUGUUAUUGGACUUUAUUGUGAAGGAUGUUCCAGAUAUGUCCCAGUAUUUAAAAUAAAAUGUUGACUAAUAGAAUUCUGCAUUAUCUUAAUUACAAUAUUCAAGGAAAUGUCAACAUGUUUGUUUGAAUAUCUGUCUCUAAUUGUGAUAAUUUAUAAUAAUUUGACAUACUUCUUAGGCAUUUAAAAUGUAUAUUAUUUGACAAUUUAGAAUCAAUGAGAAAGCAAUUGAAUGACACAAAAAAACAUGUAGAGGUCAAGAUCUAUUGUUGAACCAUAUAUAAUUGUCUAUACAUAAUAGCAAGCUCUAAAUCUAAAGUCUAGAAAUUUUUGAAUAAAGUUAGCAUAAACUGUUCUUCUUCAUGUAUUAACAAACACAAUUUUGAGAAUAAGGAAGAAAGUAUUUUUUUAUGGAAAUGAUUCCUAGUAAACUUAUUAAAAAAAGCUAUUAUUAAGUCUUUGUUAACUUGUGUUGUUGGGUUUAUGUUUCAUUGACAUUUUCCCAUCUUCUUGAAAGGUUGUAAUAUAUUGGUUGAUACCCAUUAUAAACAAAAUGGUUCAUGAAUGAAUGGAACAGUUACAAGAACCAGAAAGCUCUGGUUUUAAAAAAGAUAAUUAAUGUUUGGAAAAUUGUUGAAAAUCCAAACCUCAGGUAUAACCAAUUGACCGUUUUGUAAAGACUUGACACCUAUGUGACCUUGGUUAUAUGUUGUAGCAUUUAAAAGACAAAUUGUUGUAUUUAUUUUAUUUUGCACAAUCUCAAUAAUGUAUUUUUUUAUUGUAUUUUGAAAUCAAUGAUUAUGAAUAUUUUAAAUUGUAUAUCAUUAAAUGAUGACCGUGAUUUUGAAUCUUGUUUUUAGGGGGAGGAGUGGAUAAUGGUAUGGGAUAUCCUUUCUUUUUAUGGUCAAGAUCUACUGUUUUUGUACACUUUAUUCCUGUUUGGGCAUAUUUCAUUUUAUAAGAGUAUGGGUAAUCUACUGAAUAUGCAACAUUUCACAUUUUCAGAAAAUCUAGUGUUGAAAUGGGAAAUUAAGAAAAUAAAAUAUGUUGAACUGCACAUCAACCCUAUCUCUUAUGCCAGGUUUAAAAUAGAUUUAGAAUAGAACAUGCAUAAAUUUAUGAACACUGAUCAAAACAUGGAUUUUGUUUUCUGAAAGCAUGAAAUGAAAGUGCCAUGAGACAUUGUUUUUCCAUGUAGAAUAAUGGAAUAAGCUCAUAAAGAAAAACACACCUGGAAGAAGAUAAAAUUUUACCCAAGUUGGGUUUGAGGGUAAGCGUGUGCAGAUGUUCAUGCAUCACCCACCAUGUAAAUACAGACUCAGUAAAUGAUAAAAUGACAGGGAAUUGACACAGUUGGUUAAUUUACAAAAAGGAGGACUAUUUUGGGGUUAUAAGCUCUGAGACAGGGUAAAAUGUCAUUUCAAUGUUGUAACUUAUAUUUUCAUAAAAAAGAUUUAAUUUUGCAAAUAAACAGAUAUAAUUCUUUCUA
Molecule: messenger RNA, 3372 nt
Organism: Mytilus californianus (California mussel)
Lineage: Eukaryota; Metazoa; Mollusca; Bivalvia; Mytilida; Mytilidae
Exons: 19
Coding region: 20-1942 (640 amino acids)
Source: RefSeq, a predicted model, not a curated record